Molecule: messenger RNA, 739 nt
Organism: Prosopis cineraria
Lineage: Eukaryota; Viridiplantae; Streptophyta; Magnoliopsida; Fabales; Fabaceae
Exons: 3
Coding region: 251-610 (119 amino acids)
Biological process (GO): regulation of DNA-templated transcription
Cellular component (GO): nucleus
Molecular function (GO): DNA-binding transcription factor activity; sequence-specific DNA binding
Source: RefSeq, a predicted model, not a curated record
GAAUGUCCUGAUGAGAAUUGAAAAAUGGGGAAAGGGUCAAAGAGGUAAUUGUGGAAGGGAAGAGCAUAAUUUGAUGUGGGGGAGAUGAAGCAGUAGAGGCGAAGGAAACAGACAAGAGAAUCACAUAUUUCAUUGGAAGGCUCACUCACACUUUCCAUAUAAAAAAAAAUAAAGGCCCCAAUUCUCAUGGAAGCAGGAAGGAAGCCAGCAACAAGCAAAUCCAGAAGAAGAAGAAGAAGAACAAGCAUACAUGUCUUCCACGAGGGAGAGAAAGAAAAAACAUGGUCAAAACAAAGCCUCAAAUCAUCACCAAGAUCAGGAGGCCGAAUCCUCCACUUCUUUCCACCAUGACUUGCCUACGGUGAGGGUGGAAACCCUAGAGAAGGGAUUCAUGGUUAACGUGUUCUCUGAAAAGAAUUGCCCUGGGAUGCUCGUCUCCGUUCUAGAAGCCUUCGAACUGCUCGGCCUCGAUGUUCUCGAUGCUAGGGUUUCUUGUGAAGACACUUUCCAGCUCGAAGCUUUGGGAGGAUCCCAAGGUGAAGAGAAGGGGAUAGACGCUCAGGCGGUGAAGCAAACGGUGCUGCAAGCAAUCAACAAUGUGAUGGACUGAUCAGAAAGUACUGAUAGGAGCGAGAGAUGAAGUACCCCUGUUUUUGUCUUUUUCUAUUUUUCUUUUCCAAGUGUAAAAUUCACAUAUAUUCAAAUUCCAAAAUGAAAGGCCAAACCUAUAUUACCUCUU